AUGGGGUUCUCUUUUCGCCCACCCAAGACCACUCAAAAGGUCGUGCCUCUUAAGCCACCAAAGGGCCAUUUCUUCUUCGCUGGUCGUGCUUUUAAGCGCGUACCAUGGUGGAAGCGGCCUAACCUGCGCCGCCUUUACAUCUACAUUGUCAUUCUUAUCCUGACCAACACGGCCAAUGGGUUUGACGGAAGCAUGAUGAAUGGUCUGCAAUCCCUCUCGUACUGGCAAGACUACUUUGGGGAGCCGCGUGGUGCCAUGCUUGGUUUCUUCAAUGCAUCCAUGUCGCUUGGUUCACUCAUUGGUCUCUUCUUCACCCCGUACCUAAUUGACUGGAAGGGCAGAAAGAUCGGCGUAUCUAUUGGAUGCGUCAUCAUGUUGCUGGCCGUUGCAUUACAAACAGGAGCACAGAAUAUCGGCAUGUUCAUUGCUGCGAGACUGGUCCUCGGGUUUGGGGACACGAUUGUCCUAGGCUCUGCGCCGCUGCUUAUUGCUGAAAUCUCUCAUCCUCAAGAUCGUGCUGUCUUGGUCACGCUUUCUGGUGCAAGCUACCACUCUGGCGCUUUUAUUGCCUCUGACUGGUCUUGGCGGCUACCCUCGCUCCUUCAGGCCAUCUGCUCGUUGGUCAUUCUCGUCUUUGUUCCUUUUAUGCCCGAAUCCCCUCGUUGGCUGUGCAACAAAGACCGCCAUGAAGAAGCUCUUGCUGUCUUCUCCAAGUGGCAUGGCGAAGGCGACGAGAAUGACGAAUUCAUCCAGCUCGAAUACGCCGAGGUUCGUACAGCCAUCGACUUUGACAAGCAGCAAAACUGUACCAGUUGGGCCGACUUCCUCAAGACCAAGGGUAACCGCAAGCGAAUCACCAUUAUCACUGCUAUUGGCUUCUUCAGUCAAUGGAGCGGAAAUGGAUUGAUUUCAUAUUAUCUCAAAUACGUCAUGGACAACGUUGGCUUGACGGAUCCCCAGACGCAGCUCGGCAUCAACGGCGGCAUGAAGACGCUGGCGUUGUGCGAGAAUUUCCUUUUCGCCUUUCUUGUAGACAAGCUCGGUCGCCGUCCAAUCUACCUCAUCUCCACCAUCGGCACGUUUGUCAUGUUCAACAUCUUCACCAUCAUCUCUGCGCGGUACGACGCUGAGCCGCGGGCACCCCUCGGCAAAGGCUUCAUCGUUAGCAUUUUCUUCUACGGCAUCUUCUACGACAUCAAAUCCGGUAUCAUGGCCGGCUACACGACUGAAAUCCUGCCGUACGGGCUCCGCGCAAAGGGAUUCACAUGGCUCAACUUUUGCGUCACGGCAGCUCUCUUCUUCAACCAGUUUGUCAACGGCAUCGCGCUCGACGCAAUCCAGUGGAGGUAUUAUAUUUGCUACUGCGUGUUCCUUGCCUUCGAGGUUGGCGUCAUCUACUUCUGUAUUGUGGAAACGCGAUACACGCCCAUGGAGGAGAUUGCAAAGUUCUUUGAUGGCGAAGAUGGUAUUGAUGUUGGUGAGGCGGCCCUGGCAGAUAUGAAGGAGCGCGGUAAUGGGGUUUAUGAAAAGGACGGAUCAGUUGCGCAUAUCGAAGAGGUGACGAAGUAG
Exserohilum turcica Et28A is the source of this 1569-nucleotide messenger RNA. RefSeq lists its product as uncharacterized. Gene Ontology annotation, cellular component: membrane. Gene Ontology annotation, molecular function: carbohydrate:proton symporter activity. Bases 1 to 1569 code for a protein of 522 amino acids. The record is from RefSeq and is a predicted model, not a curated record. The transcript is spliced from 4 exons. Gene Ontology annotation, biological process: carbohydrate transport; transmembrane transport. Lineage: Eukaryota; Fungi; Ascomycota; Dothideomycetes; Pleosporales; Pleosporaceae.